UGGAGGUAACGGGCUUACCUUCUGCCUAGCAUUAAUUGAAACGUCUAUAUAAAUUAAUGCACCCUCCUAUGGAAGAAUUAAAUCAAAUUAAAUUCAUAUUUAACCUUGCAAGAAAGAAUUCUCAUAUGAUCCAUAUCUUCUCGUCAAGCAUGGCAUCCCAGACCAAGAAAAAUACAGCUUGUGUGAUAGGCGGCACAGGGUUUGUGGCAUCUUUGCUUAUCAAGCUGUUGCUUGAGAAAGGCUAUGCAGUUAACACAACAGUCAGGGAUCCAGUCACAACGCAGUCCUUUUUGCAUGCAGACAAUCAAAAGAAGAUUGCUCACCUAAUAGCACUACAGAAUUUGGGGGACCUAAACAUUUUUGGAGCAGAUUUGACUAAUGAAGAAAGCUUCAAUGCUCCCAUAGCAUGUUGUGACCUUGUCUUCCAUGUUGCAACCCCAGUUAAUUUUGCUUCUGAGGAUCCAGAGAAUGACAUGAUCAAGCCAGCAAUUCAAGGAGUGCAUAAUGUGUUGAAAGCCUGUGCAAAAGCUAAAACAGUUAAAAGGGUCAUUUUGACAUCCUCUGCUGCAGCUGUAUCAAUCAAUAAGCUUAAUGGCACAGGUUUGGUCAUGGAUGAGAAGAACUGGACUGAUGUUGAGUUCUUAACUUCUGAGAAACCACCCACUUGGGGGUACCCUGCGUCCAAGACACUAGCUGAGAAGGCAGCCUGGAAAUUUGCUGAAGAAAAUAACAUCGAUCUCAUUACUGUCAUCCCUAGUCUCAUGACUGGUCCUUCUUUCACACCGCAUAUUCCCGACAGCAUAAACCUGGCAAUGUCAUUGAUUACAGGGAAUAAAUUCCUGAUAAAUGGUUUGAAAGGUAUGCAAAUGCUGUCAGGUUCGAUCUCUAUUACACACGUAGAGGAUGUUUGUCGCGCCCAUAUAUUUUUAGCUGAGAAAGAAUCUGCUUCUGGUAGAUAUAUAUGCUGUGGUGUUAACACCAGUGUUGUUGAGCUUGCCAAGUUCUUGAACAAACGAUACCCCCAGUAUCAAGUCCCAACUGAUUGUGGGGAUUUCCCUUCCGAGGCCAAGCUGAUCAUCACUUCAGAGAAGCUUAGUAGUGAGGGGUUCAGUUUCAAGUAUGGAAUCGAAGAGACCUAUGACCAAACUGUGGAAUACUUCAAGGCCAAUGGAUUGCUGAAUUGAAGAGGUCUAGAUUUCUAGUUAAAUGUCUCUUCCCAUUAGAAGGAUCGGCAUUUGACUGCGGAGAUAUUCUAGGUUGGCUGUAUUUGGCAUCAAAGAAUAAUCUCUUAUGUUAAGUGUAGUCCUGCUAUCAUUUUGAAGCAGUUUUGUGUUUUUAUUCCAGGCAGCACUUUCACAUACAGAACUAAUUGAAAAUACCUGCUUUGAUUUUCGAAAGCAA
Populus trichocarpa (black cottonwood) is the source of this 1401-nucleotide messenger RNA. RefSeq names its product anthocyanidin reductase ((2S)-flavan-3-ol-forming). Gene Ontology annotation, molecular function: anthocyanidin reductase activity; oxidoreductase activity, acting on the CH-OH group of donors, NAD or NADP as acceptor. NCBI's taxonomy places the organism in Eukaryota, Viridiplantae, Streptophyta, Magnoliopsida, Malpighiales, Salicaceae. The record is from RefSeq and is a predicted model, not a curated record. The coding region runs from base 57 to 1184 and encodes 375 amino acids. The transcript is spliced from 6 exons.